AUGGAUCUCGUGGAGUAUGGAGACAUAAGCAAUGGUUGUGAAGAUGAAAAUUAUGGCUUGGUGUCAGGUUUCUUGGAGGACUGCUCAAACCACACAGAGUACCAAGGGGAGGAACCAGGUUUUGGAUUGAUUGAAUUAGUGUGUGUCACUGUGGUUUAUAUUCCGUUGAUGCUCCUCGGCCUUCUGGGAAACAUACUAACGAUUCUGGUAGUUUGGCUCCGCCCCCACAUGAGAACGUCCACCUACCUCUAUCUGAGCAGCAUGGCCGUUAGCGAUCUGUUGAUACUCUUGCUGUUGCCUCUGGACCUCUAUAAGCUCUGGAGGCCGCGACCGUGGCCGUUUGGAGAUCUGGCCUGUAAGCUAACAAUGUUUGUGUCAGAGUGCUGCACCUACUGCACCAUCCUCCAUAUCACCUUCCUCUCCCUGGAGAGGUACCUGGCAGUCUGCUGGCCAAUCAUGGCCAAAACGUUUGUCACACGGCGCAAAACCAGAACUCUUAUUGGCUGCCUUUGGCUGGGUGCGGCUGUUAGUGCGGCGCCAGUGUUGGUUAUGGUUGGAGUUGAGGACGUGGGAGGAGAAGAGGCAGAACUCUGGGUUAGGGAAGAAGACACAGGGUGGACAAGCACAGCAGGAAAAAAGGGAGGACUCGCAAUAGUUGGAGAUGUGAAUGAACAGUUUGCAUCAGUUCAUGGAGAAUUAGAGAGAGAAAAAGGAUGGGGGGAAGGAGUCACGGAGAUGAAAUGGUUCAGGAAGGAAAGGGAGAGAAACAUAGAACCAACAGAAUUACAAAUACGGAAGCAAAAAGAGGGAGAAGAAACUUACAGUGAUAUUCAGAAUAAAACAGAUGUGGGAGGAGGACAAGAAAGAGAGGGAAAGAUAAGAGGGAAAGAAGAAAUGGAAGGAGGAGAGGAUGAGAGCUUUGAAGCGACGCGACGAGGAGUGAUGGACAACCGAGAGUGUCGCUGCUUUGAUUAUGCCAUCUCCUCCGGCCUGCUUUCAGCCAUGAUGAUUCUUUCCAACUUGUACUUCCUGAUAUCACUCUGCAUCCUCGGAGUGGUCUACGGCCUGAUUGGACGCACAUUGUGGCUCCGCCCACAAAUCAACCGUAGAGAGCCAAGUCACCGACACACCAUCAAAAUGCUGGGAGUGAUUGUCUUGGCUUUUGUCCUCUGUUGGUUGCCAUUUCACAUCGGUCGGACCUUACUCUCGUUUUCUCAGGGUACUGGUACAGACGGACAGGAGGUGCCCAUGGAAUUGUACGCAGACACUGGAACAUUGUCCGACACCAAUAUUGUCAUCAGCACAAACAAAAGCUCCUUUACUGCCCAAUCAGACUCAGACAAACACGGCAGGACCGUUUCCGGUAUAGUUGUUAACACAGAUGCAGAUGCACAGAGAGAACUACCCAAAUGUGAUGUUUGUGUAAAGACUCAAGUGAAGAACAACACAUACAUGGUCGAUAUGAGUAUGCACGCUGACAAUGGCACACGCGGCAGUAUUACACGCAUAAACACACAUGCAGACACGCUGUAUUAUCUGUCUCAGUACUUCAAACUUGUGUCUUCUGUGUUGUUUUAUCUCAGUGCUGCUGUCAAUCCCCUACUGUACAACCUGAUGUCUGUCAGAUACAGACUUGCUGUGCACAGCCUUGUGUGCAUGCAGCCUCACUCACACGCUCAGCGACUUCGCACAUUUACAGUGACAACACACACCACCACCAUCACCACCACCACCACCACUCUUUUAGGUGUUAUCGCCUCUGUUGAAGGAGGUUAUGAUUCCAAACGUGUGGCUCUGUCAGCAGGGUACCUGCAGCACUGCAGGGUGGAUUUCCUGAAGGUGGACGUGCAGACCUCCUUCGCCUGA
Molecule: messenger RNA, 1866 nt
Organism: Thalassophryne amazonica
Lineage: Eukaryota; Metazoa; Chordata; Actinopteri; Batrachoidiformes; Batrachoididae
Exons: 5
Coding region: 1-1866 (621 amino acids)
Biological process (GO): G protein-coupled receptor signaling pathway; hormone-mediated signaling pathway
Cellular component (GO): plasma membrane
Molecular function (GO): growth hormone secretagogue receptor activity
Source: RefSeq, a predicted model, not a curated record